AUGUAAUAAGAACAUUUUUUGAAAAUUGAAGAUUGGAUCUUUGAUUGCUCUGUUAUUUUGGGAAGUGGAACUUAUGGGAAAGUUAUGCCUUGUAGUAAAGAAGGCUAACAACCAAAUGAAAGGUAUUGCGCAAAGAUUAUUCCUAAAUAAAACAUUUAUCUGAGGGAUAAUGAAUUAGAAAAAUCAAUGUAGAAUGAGAGAAACACAUUUACCCUUUUGGAAGAUGUUAAAUGUGAAAACGUUGUUAAGCUUAUUAAAAAAAUUGAAAAUCAUGAAUAUAUGUGUUUGAUUAUGGAACAGUGUGAUUAUGAUCUAGCGAAAGAGUUUGAAUCUCUCAAACCCAAUUGGUAUACUCCUGAGUAAUAAGUAGAUAUGAUUCAAUAAAUUAUAAAAGGAGCAUGUUUUUUAAAAGACAAUAAUAUAAUUCAUAGAGACAUCAAGCCUCAAAACAUCCUUGUCAAAAUCAUGAGGGAUCGAAAUAACAAAGUAAGGAAAAUUUAUAAAUUGGCAGAUUUCAGCCUUUCAAGGACUCUAGAUAAUAUGUAUAAAAAAUCAAAUCUUACCUUGGUUGGUACCUAUAACUACUAUGCUCCUGAAAUCUAUAAUCAAGCAUAAUUUUCAUCGAAGUGUGAUAUUUACUCUUAUGGUUUACUUUUCCAUCAGAUUUUAUUUAAAGGAUAAUUACCAUUUAAUGAAAAAGAGGGUUAGAUGAAGCAUUUUGAGAAAAUCAAAAACUAAGAUUUUAAAUGUCAAAAACUUGAUAGGAAACACGGAGACUUGAUGACCUAUCUUGUUGAAAGAAUGAUUGUUUAUUCUGAAGAGAGAAGGAUUAAUUUUGAAGAAUUAAAGUAACAUAAAAUAAUGAGCUUGAAUGUAGUGAUACCAUAAACGUCUAUCCACAUUGCAAAUUUUAAUAGAAACACCAAAACUGAAAUUCAAAAUUAGGAAAGUUAAAUUUUACAAUAGCAGUAGGAACAAAUCUACAAAAUAUUAAAUAUUUACUAUCGUAAAUCUCUAUUAUGUAAACAUGUUGUUGACCAUCUAAAAUCAAAAUUUUAAUCUCCAGAUCAAUAUUUGCGAACCAUUGAGGUAUUAAUUGGUUAUAUUGGAUUUUAAUAAAUAAAAUAUGCAUUUUCUUUAAUUUUAUUUACUCAUGCUGGCUUAGAAAAAGAGAUUUAACACUAAUUCACUACUUUAAUAUUUUUUUAAUAAAUGAUAAUGGAGUAUUUAAAAGAGGCUUAGAUAGCCGGAAAAUAUUUGCAAAUGAAUUAGACUAUUAAACAAACUUAUCAUUAAUUAGAACCUCAAAUAAAAAAAGAAAUCAAUGAACUUUUAAAGUUGAAUUUAAAAUUGACAGAUUCUCAAAGGUUAAAAUAGGAGUUCUAAAUUUUAGAUUCAAAACUCAAAGUAAUAAGGGAGUUAGAUGAAAAAAACAUCUGUUGCAGUAUCUUGUUUGAUGCACUAAAUGAUUUGAUGAACAUUUAAACAGAUCCACGCAAAAACAUAUUUGAUUAAUAUGACUAAGAACUUAUUAAUCGAAUAGGAAAUCUCUAAAAAAUGUUUCAUAUCGAGAACUUUAAAAUUAUUGAUGAGGAUUAAAUCUUCAAUCCAAAUCUAUUUUGA
This is a messenger RNA of Paramecium tetraurelia, 1623 nucleotides long. RefSeq lists its product as uncharacterized. Gene Ontology annotation, molecular function: ATP binding; protein serine/threonine kinase activity. Gene Ontology annotation, biological process: protein autophosphorylation; autophagy; autophagosome organization. The transcript is spliced from 3 exons. NCBI's taxonomy places the organism in Eukaryota, Ciliophora, Oligohymenophorea, Peniculida, Parameciidae. Gene Ontology annotation, cellular component: cytoplasm; autophagosome. The record is from RefSeq and is a predicted model, not a curated record.